AUGGUUAUGGGGUUAAGAGUUGCGUUUGUCUGCAUUGUGUCUUUUUUGUUUACGGGGUUAUUUAUGCUACUAAGGGAAAAGCGGGGUCUAGACCGAGAAAAAUGCAGUCCAUAUGAGUGUGGAUUUGAGCCUAUUGGAAGAGCUCGGAGGCCCUUUUCUAUCCGAUUCUUUCUAGUAGCAGUUUUGUUCGUCGUGUUUGAUGUAGAGGUAGUGCUGUUAAUACCUUUUGCCUACAUGUUCUUUUACGGUAAGAGAGUGUUAGGGAUUUUGUCCUCAAGGGGUUUCCUUCUUAUCUUGUUUGGGGGUCUCUAUCACGAAUAUCGUGAGGGGUCUUUGGAAUGAGUAGGUUAA
This is a messenger RNA of Mytilus trossulus (common blue mussel), 351 nucleotides long. Lineage: Eukaryota; Metazoa; Mollusca; Bivalvia; Mytilida; Mytilidae. The record is from the annotation of a RefSeq genome assembly.